Messenger RNA from Molossus molossus (Pallas's mastiff bat), 1737 nucleotides. RefSeq names its product pro-platelet basic protein (gene PPBP). Gene Ontology annotation, biological process: inflammatory response; cellular response to lipopolysaccharide; antimicrobial humoral immune response mediated by antimicrobial peptide. NCBI's taxonomy places the organism in Eukaryota, Metazoa, Chordata, Mammalia, Chiroptera, Molossidae. The record is from RefSeq and is a predicted model, not a curated record. The transcript has 3 exons. Gene Ontology annotation, cellular component: extracellular region. Gene Ontology annotation, molecular function: chemokine activity; CXCR chemokine receptor binding. The coding region runs from base 218 to 586 and encodes 122 amino acids.
UGGGUUGGGCACAACUUAAGCACCCUUAUACAUGUACUACCACAUGCUCUCACUUCCCGGCCGCUAUCCCUUUUCUCCUUACUGGCCUUGAGAGAAAGUGUAUAAAAGACAACAGGGGGGCGUAAAAGCCACUUUGCUGCAGAGUCCUUGGCAGCAAUCCACCCUCACACUGGGGUCUCCUAGCUCUGGGGACAAAUCUAGCUCAGUUCUCUCCACCAUGAGCCUCAGAUCCAGGGCCACCUCUGCUCCUGUCUUACAGGUGUUGCUGCCACUAUCACUGCUCCUGACUGCACUGGUUCCCUCCACCACGGGACAAAGCAAGAGGAAAUUAGAGGGAGCUAACGUUUCUAUCCCAGCUGAAAUUAAUUUGUAUGCUGAACUUCGCUGCCUAUGUGUAAAGACCUUCUCUGGCAUUCAUCCUAGCAACAUCCAAAAUUUGGAGGUACACAGGGCAGGACCCCACUGCUCCAAAAUUGAAGUGAUAGCCAAGCUGAAGAAUGGGAAGGAAAUCUGCCUGGAUCCAGAUGCUCCCAGAGUCAUAAAAAUACUCCAGAAAAUUUUGGAAAAUGAUAAGCCAGCUAUUUAAUCUGUUCACUUUCUAUCAAAACUUUUUAUCUCCCAGCAAGAGUAGGAGUUAGUAGUGUUUACUUUCUGGAGUUUUUAUUUAUCCAGGAUACCUAUUCAUACUGUAGUAAAUUUUGGAUAUGUUUUCCAUUCUGUCUCAAAAUGUCACAUUUUAUUCUGAGAAGGCUGGUUACUGAAUGACAGAGAGGAUGAAUGUAAGCAAGCCUGGUCUCAAAAUAUGACAUAUGGUUCACUCCCUCAUUCUUGGCUAACUGUGGUGCUAUGCUUUGUGUUUCUUUAUUUAAAAUUUUCUUUCCAAACACAUUUAUGUUCAUUCAUCUUGCUCUACUUUACUUUUAGACUAGCUGUGCCCUGGAUGAUGAACAGGUUCCAUAAUGGUCAAUGAUACUAGGAAUCACACAGAGCCCAACAAUAAAUGUUUGUUCAUAUAUUUAGGGAUUUAAUAGAGUUUUCCGUUGUCUUAGUCCUAGGAUGUCUUGUUUAAGAGAAUUCUCUGAAAGAUGUUUCUAAUGUUUAUUUUAGUUUUCAAAUCCUAAAUUAAAAAAAUUGUAGAAUGUAAAUUUUGUAAGCAGCGGUUAUUUAAAGUGAAUAUAUUUAAUACUAGUAAUUAAAAAAAGUGAUAAAAAGCCUUAUCAAGCUCUAUCAAAAUCUCCAGUAUUUUCAAUAAUAAUAACAAUAAUAAUACAGACUCUACUUGAUAUAAAAUGUUUUACCUUGGCAUGUUUGCACAUAUUUGCAUUUACUCACUAUUUGCAAGGUUACAAUUUUAGUAUUAAAAUCAGUCUUGCAAAUAAGUACAAUAAUUAAAACUUUACCAGACUACUAAUUAUUAUUUUAUAAUCAAUAGAACUUUCAUUUAUUUCUCAAUCCCUUAAACUUAGUCCCACACUAAUCUUACAGAACUACUAGCAUAAAAUCAAAAUUUGUUAUUACUUUGUUGCCAUAUAUUAUUAAUUUUAACAGAAUUGUUGGGGGGGUCCUAAAUUAUCCCUUUAAUUUUUUUACACUUUGGUAUUCACAAUAUGACCAACAAAAGUCACUAGUUGAUCAUCUGUUCCAUUUUUAAUGUAUUAGAAUAACAGCUAAACUUUAUGAAUAACUUUUUUUUUUUAAAUUCUCACCUGAGUAUUUUUCUAUUUAUCUUCAGAUAGU